AUGCUGAAUCCACCCCCGCGAAUAUUUUUCAACUCGACUAGCUCCACUGGCGUCAAAAGAUCGCACCCCGUCGAUGAACCUACAUCUACCACCAUUGAGCCUUCGUUUCCGCCGUCGCAACGCCCGAGUGCUCCAGUUCCCAGUCAACAUAACAAAUCCUCUGCGCCUGCCAUGACCUCCUUCCCACCAGGUGCUGCUGGUGCUGGUGGAGGAGGAGGCGGCCAGAGCAGUCUAGCUGCCUCGUCUUUUCGAAACGUCUCCGCUUGCAACCGCUGUCGUCUACGCAAGAACCGCUGUGACCAACGUCUCCCGCGGUGCCAAGCAUGUGAGAAAGCGAAUGUGAAAUGCGUUGGCUACGACCCGAUAACAAAGAGAGAGAUUCCCCGGAGCUAUGUAUAUUUUCUUGAAGCUCGCGUGACCUACCUGGAACGGCUGUUGUUAAAAAAUGGAAUCGAGUUCAAACCGUCUGCGGCUUUUGAUGGCGAGACUGAGGAGGCUGGUACAAAUCAAGAGUCUGAGCAAGACGCAGAGCACGAUGCACCCGCCAACUUGAAAGCAGAGCCAAAGAGCGAGAAUCUGGCAGCCGAUACCCGGCGUGAUGCGGACGCGCCUCCUAACCCUAAGGAGCACCUAGAUCAGCUAGUGUCGAAUAUUGGAAUGGUAUCGGUGCAAGGCAUGUCAGAUUCGCGAUAUCUCGGAUCUACGUCCGGAAUUUCGUUUGCCAGGCUGGUUUUCGCUGCGGUGAAAAGCUCUGUGAACACGAAUGGCUCUGAAAACAGCUCUGCUCGCUCCAGUGAGCGCAGACCGUCUGGGUCAACUGGAAGUACAAUGCGAGACUCCUUCUUUGGCCUGCAGUCUCGUCCUACCAUGAAACAAGCCGCAUUUCCAGAACGAGAACUUGCUGACAAGCUGGUCGGACUCUACUUUGAACACGCCAAUCCUCAAAUGCCUAUUUUACACCGAGGGGAGUUUAUGGAACUCCUGGACCGAGUCUAUACCACUGAGGAACUAGCAAGGUCCCCUCGAGAUUUGUAUCUUGUGAGCAUAGUUUUUGCCAUUGGAGCCGGCAUCAUCUUUGAAGGAAGACGGUCUGCCGAAGAUGAAAAUGACAUGAACAACCAAGGCGCAGCUUCACCGACUAGAUCUUCCAAGAAACAAAAACUUUCUGGUUUUCAAUUCCAGCCGGAGGAGUACCAUGCGUCUGCCGUGGUACAUUUAGAGCAUUUUCUUAGCUCUUCGCAUCUCACCGAUGCUUACGGCGGUGGUUUAGACGAACUCCAGGCCGUUCUUCUUCUAGCUAGCUUUGCGCUUUUACGACCAGUUGCUCCUGGCCUCUGGUAUAUCGUCGGUGUUGCAGUCCGUCUCGCCAUCGAUCUGGGUCUGCACCACGAGGACGGGACUGGAAUAGACUCCAUUGGCGAAGAAGAUGCACCAGAUUUGAACGAGCAAAUCAGUGCUGAGCGUGGCCGGCUUCAGUGGGCUCGUGAUCACCGUAGACGGCUCUGGUGGUGCGUGUACAGCUUUGAUCGACUGGUCAGCACCUGCGUCGGUCGUCCUUUUGGUAUUACAGAUCAAGUCAUCACGACUGAAUUCCCAUCCAUCUUGGGGGAUGUCUUUAUCACGAAAACGGGCUUUCGCCCACCCAAAACAGAUACCCCCAGUUAUAAGCAUGUCUCGUAUCAUUACUUCAAGCUGCGACUCUUGCAGUCGGAGAUCCAAGAAGUUCUCCAGUUUCAGCAGGCUCGCUUUGUCCGGCGAUCUGGGAAGAACAGCAGAAACCAGUUUAUGCACACUACACUCCCGUCUCCUUUCCUUGAUCGUUUUGACUCGUUCCGAUCAUGGCGUCGAGAUGUGCAUCGACGAUUGUUGGAAUGGAAGGAUGGUUCGCCGACGAAGAAGGAAAACGGCGUGCAAUUCUCUACGGAGCUUUUCGAGCUCAAUUUCUACCAAGCUUUGAUCAUGCUGUAUAGACAAAGUCUUACAGUUCCUGCUGCAUUAGCUAGUGAACUGAAUCCGACAGAGGAUGUAUCGAGUCCGCCAUCCUUCGAUAUUGAUGAUAGGGAAGAUGAAGACGAUAUCUAUCUUCAAAUCGCCGAAGCCGGCCAGAAAGUUAUCAAGAUCUACCGGCAAUUGCAUCGUGUCCGACUUGUCAACUAUACGUAUCUCACGACACACCAUUUGUUCAUGGCCGGCAUAUCAUUUCUUUACGCAAUAUGGCACUCGCCUGCUGUACGCAGUCGUCUGACCUUGGACGAUGUCGACUUUACAGUGCUUGCAGCAACUUCGAUCUUGUCAGACUUGAUGGAGGUAUGCCCGCCGGCGGAAACUUGCCGAGAUGCCUUUGAGCGCAUGAGCAGAGCGACUGUCCGCAUGGGUUCAUCCAAGGGCUUUGCAUCCCAAACCAUUGGCGGUGGCUCUCUCACGUCUUCAACUCGGCAAUUUCCGCUGUCUCCUCAUGGGAAACAUGGCUCUGCUUCGCGCGGUGAAGGUAGACAAAAAACACACGCACAAUCGGGUCAACGAUCCCAACGCAACCCGAGACCACCUCCACAAUUUGACAUGAAUCUCAGUGACUUUUACCAAAGUCCUCCGAACGUGCAAAACCAAUCUUCCAAUAAACAACAGCAACAACAACCAUAUCCGCCAUCACAAUCAGCCGCAGCACAAUCCGAUCCAUCUCGGGACAAUUUCCAAGCCAGUCCCCAGUUUACGCAAGCAUAUCCAAACUAUGAUCAAUCACCGCCUCACCAACAGCAACAGCAACGGCAAUUUUACUUUGACCAAUCUCCUCAAAGCGUGACAUCUGUUGCCGGUGCACCCCAGGCAUUCACACCCCCUGCGCCAUCCGAACCACCACAACAACAACAACAGAGCCUGGGCGAUCUCAGUUUGGAUUUCCUCGACUUUGUGCCCAUGAACCAAGGGCCAGGUGCCAACAAUGCCGACCAGAACACGUUCAACCCGAUGGGUGUACCGUCUUUUAACCCGGACAACCAAGGAAAUGGAGUGAAUAUGGGAUUUGGAAUGGAGGCCGAUUACAUGCGUGACCUGACGACUGACGGUUCCGGUUACGAUUUGAUGGAUGGAUACUGGUUUGGCAUGUCUGGAGGAGGUUCUGGAAUUUAG
Messenger RNA from Talaromyces rugulosus, 3126 nucleotides. RefSeq lists its product as uncharacterized. Lineage: Eukaryota; Fungi; Ascomycota; Eurotiomycetes; Eurotiales; Trichocomaceae. Gene Ontology annotation, biological process: positive regulation of transcription by RNA polymerase II; DNA-templated transcription. The transcript is spliced from 3 exons. The record is from RefSeq and is a predicted model, not a curated record. The coding region runs from base 1 to 3126 and encodes 1041 amino acids. Gene Ontology annotation, molecular function: DNA-binding transcription factor activity, RNA polymerase II-specific; zinc ion binding; sequence-specific DNA binding.